This is a messenger RNA of Zophobas morio, 2565 nucleotides long. It is a transcript of the gene S6kII, whose product is annotated as Ribosomal protein S6 kinase II. Gene Ontology annotation, molecular function: protein serine/threonine kinase activity; magnesium ion binding; ATP binding. The transcript has 12 exons. Bases 199 to 2442 code for a protein of 747 amino acids. Gene Ontology annotation, biological process: intracellular signal transduction; peptidyl-serine phosphorylation. The record is from RefSeq and is a predicted model, not a curated record. NCBI's taxonomy places the organism in Eukaryota, Metazoa, Arthropoda, Insecta, Coleoptera, Tenebrionidae.
AAGCUAUCAAACAGCCGUUUGCCUCUUUCCGCCUGUCAAAGAAUUCGUAUCGGCAGGUUGGCAGCGCAUUGACAGCUCUGACAGCCUGACAGCCAUGUUCUAAAACAGUUUUUUGAAGAAAGAAGAAACAAAACCGAAAAAUCAAUUUGAUGCCAAACAGAAACAAAUUAAUAUGCCGUUAGCAAAUUCGGUUGAGCCAUGGCAAAUUCAACACGCCGAUACCGAGCUUUUGGAGUGUCCAGGUCCCUAAGAAUAGUGUCUUCUCAAUCUGGAGAUGCUGAUGAAGCGGUUGGAGUGGACGAAGCGGCUGCAGCCGAAGGCGAGCAUGAGUUUGAGUUGGGGGAGUUGGUUCGAAAUGGCCACGAUAAGGCCGACCCUUCGCAAUUUGAGCUGCUUAAAGUAUUGGGAGAGGGUUCGUUCGGCAAGGUCUUCCUUGUACGCAAGGUGGUGGGGACGGAUGGCGGGAAACUCUACGCCAUGAAGGUUCUAAAGAAGGCUACUCUGAAAGUCCGGGAUCGUCAUCGCACUAAAAUGGAACGAAACAUUCUGGUGGACGUGGAGCAUCCUUUUAUUGUUAAACUUCAUUACGCGUUCCAAACGGCCGGUAAAUUGUAUCUUAUUUUGGAUUUUCUGAGAGGAGGGGAUUUAUUUUCGAGGCUUAGUAAAGAAGUGAUGUUCACCGAAGAAGACGUGAAGUUUUACUUGGCGGAGUUGGCGUUGGCUUUAAACCAUUUACAUAGUUUAGGAAUUAUUUAUAGAGAUUUAAAACCUGAGAACGUUUUACUGGAUGCUGAUGGACACAUCGCGUUGACUGAUUUCGGACUGUCCAAGUUACCUUUAGAGGAGGGAAAGGCGUAUAGUUUUUGCGGAACGGUUGAAUACAUGGCCCCAGAAGUGGUAAACAGAAAAGGUCAUUCUUUUGCCGCUGACUGGUGGUCGUUCGGGGUUUUAAUGUUUGAAAUGCUGACUGGAAGUUUACCUUUUCAAGGUGCCAAUAGGAGAGAUACCAUGACACAAAUAUUAAAGGCAAAGUUAGGAAUGCCUGCUAAUCUUAGUCCUGAAGCACAAAGUCUUUUGAGAGCUCUCUUUAAACGAAAUCCUGCGAAUCGCCUUGGGGCUGGCCCUGGCGGCGUGGAGGAUAUGAAAAAGCACGAAUUUUUUGCCACAAUCGAUUUCGAAGCCCUUCUUGCCAAAAAAAUUAGACCGCCGUUUCAGCCAGCGGUGUGCGGACCAGACGACGCAUAUUUUGAUUCGGAAUUUACUAGUAAAACUCCGCGGGAUUCUCCCGGAGUUCCAGCAAGUGCCAAUGCUCACGAACUUUUUAGAGGGUUCAGUUUUGUUGCACCAUGUCUGUUAGAGAACGGCAACGUUCCGAAAAAAGUUACGACCGAAACUCCUUUCAAGAUGAUGCGAACCGUGGAACGAAAUUUCUUUGACGACUACGUACUUUUAGAUCGGUUGGGCGCCGGAAGUUAUAGUGUUUGCAAGCUGGCGCGGCACAAGGCGACGGGACAACAGUAUGCGGUUAAGAUAAUAAACAGAACCCAGUGCGAUUGCCGCGAAGAAGUUGAAAUUCUGAUGCGGUACGGUCACCACCCCGGUAUUGUCAGUUUGAAGGGAGUUUACGAAGAAGCUGGUAAAAUAUACCUCGUUCUACAACUUCUACGAGGCGGAGACUUGUUGGAUUACAUGAUGGCAAAAAAACACCUAACGGAACAAGAAGCGGCGGCCAUCUUGAAAACUCUAGCCACCACAGUGGCAUAUCUACACGAAAAUGGAGUGGUCCACAGGGAUUUAAAACCAGCAAAUAUUUUGUUUGCCUCAGAAGACUGCACACCUGAUAGUGUGACAAUCUGUGAUAUGGGUUUUGCCAAACAGUUAAGAGCAGACAACGGCCUUUUAAUGACUCCAUGUUACACGGCGAAUUUCGUGGCUCCCGAAGUACUGAAACGCCAAGGCUACGACGCCGCCUGCGACAUCUGGUCCCUCGGUGUGAUCCUCUACAUAAUGUUGUCCGGCAGAUGCCCCUUCAGCACCGCCCCCAACGACAGCCCUCAGCGCAUCCUCCAAAGAAUCAGCUCGGGAAAGCUCGACUUACACAACGGCCGUUGGAGCAGCGUCUCCCAGGAAGCCAAGAUGCUGGUGACCGACAUGCUGCACAUCGGGCCGCAGCGCCGCCCCACGGCGGCCCAACUAGUCAAGCAUUCGUGGCUGGCGGCGGCGACACCGGCGCUGUACCACACCCAAACACUGCAAGCGAACACCAGCCAGAACGCGGCGCCGGACCAGACGGGGGCGCACCUGAAGGAGACGGUGGCGGCCACGUUCAGGGCCAUCGCGACGUCGCCGCAGGUGGCGCACCUGGGGCCGGUGGCCAUGUCGGAGUUGGCGCGGAGGCGCUUUCGGGAUAAAGCGCUGAGCAGGGUCCAGCAGAGUUCAUAAUGUUCGGUCAAUUAUUAGGUUAUGUGCAAUUGAUCCGUUGGAGGCGAGGUCCGCCCGAGUUUGAGUUUUCAUUUUUUUUAUAUCAUUUUUGUGAGUCGAAAUAAAUUAGAGCGUUGCAUAUCA